Molecule: messenger RNA, 423 nt
Organism: Anisakis simplex (herring worm)
Lineage: Eukaryota; Metazoa; Nematoda; Chromadorea; Rhabditida; Anisakidae
Source: the annotation of a GenBank genome assembly
AUGGCUCAAAACAUUCAGGUAGAGAAACACAAAAAUGACUUAGCUGCCAUCAUGAUCACAUAUCCAUCAACACAUGGCGUUUUCGAGUCGGCAAUCGUGGACGUUUGUAAGAAGAUUCAUGAGAACGGUGGACAGGUCUAUUUGGAUGGUGCGAAUCUGAACGCUCAGGUCGGAUUGUGUCGUCCAGGUGACUACGGCAGUGAUGUAUCUCACCUGAACUUGCACAAGACAUUCGCGAUACCGCAUGGCGGUGGUGGACCUGGAGUUGGUCCAAUUGGAGUUAUAAUGCCAAUAACAUGGGCUUACAUUCGCAUGAUGGGUCCGGAUGGUCUCAAGGAAGCCACACAGACAGCAAUUUUGAACGCAAAUUACAUGGCUAAACGUCUUGCACAAGGCUAUAAAAUUGUUUACAGGGUAAACUGA